GUCGCGGUCGGUCGCUUUUUGAUGAUGUAAGCCAAGCGUCGGAGGCGAGCGGGAAUGUUUGCGUCAUUCGUGCGAGCCCCAAAGCAUCCUGACAAGCCGCAUGGCUGCGGGCUCUGUGGAGUCGCAGCGGCCCAAGGCGGCCUCCGAGAGGCCGGUGGCGGGUCAGGCCGGGAUUCUGCCUUGCCUGGAACUACCGAGCUAUGCCGCGGCGUGUGCGCUGGUAAGCAGCCGCUAUUCCUGCUUGGUGGCCGCCCCGCACCGCAGGCACAUCGCCUUGUCGCCCCGCUACCUGAGCAGGAAGCGCACGGGCAUCCGCGAGCAGCUGGACGCCGAACUCCUGCGCUACUCCGAGAGCCUUUUAGGUGUUCCCAUUGCAUAUGAUAACAUCAGAGUUGUGGGUGAACUGGGAGAUAUUUAUGAUGAUCAAGGACACAUUCAUCUUAACAUUGAAGCCGAUUUUGUUAUUUUCUGCCCUAAACCAGGGCAGAAACUGAUGGGUACAGUUAAUAAAGUGUCUUCUAGCCAUAUUGGCUGUUUAGUACAUGGAUGUUUUAAUGCUUCUAUCCCUAAACCUGAGCAGAUGUCAUAUGAGGAGUGGCAAACAUUGGAGAUAAAUGUAGGGGAUGAACUGGAAUUUGAUGUGUUUCGCUUAGACUCAGAUUCUGCUGGAGUAUUCUGCAUUCGAGGAAAACUAAAUACCACAAGUUUGCAGCAUAAGGGCUCUGUAGUUUCUGAAGAUGUAGAAGAAACUGUCAUUGAAGAGGUUGUUGAAAAAAUUCCAAAGAAGAAGAAGAAGAAAGACAAAGACAGAGAAGUCUGUGCAACAGUGGAAAGUGUUACAGAGGUAGCAGAUGUUACAGAUGCUGCUGCAGAGGACGAAGCAGGCCUGCCGUGUAGUGAUGAUGUCAAUGACUUCUUUGAGGAAGAGCCAAAGAAGAAGAAAAAGAAGAAGAAAAGGCACCAGGAAGAUCAGGACCCCAUUUUCCAAGCCAGUGACUCCAGUGGCUACCAAAGUGACCAUAAAAAGAAAAAGAAGAAAAGAAAACACAGUGAAGAGGCUAACUGAGUCACCUAAGAAGAGACAGUAAUUGUCUUUUCUAUUGUUAACAUAUUCAGAUAUACAGGUGAAUAGAUUUUUUGAAUGGUAGGAAAUGCUGAUAGGAAAUUCACAAACAAAUACUUGAUUGGAGGGUUUUGUACUAAAAUCAUACAACUGAUUAUAUAAAUUUUGGAUAAUACCAGUAUUAUUAUAGUAUUAUUUUAUUACAGUAAAGGGGAAAUGUUAACAAAUGUUUCUUACCUUGACUCAUAUUGUUAAUGUUCUACGUAAAAUUUUACAUUCUCAACAUCUGCCAAAGAACUUUAUGCUUUCAAUUUUUUUCUGAUAAUAAAUGUUGUCUUUAGCCAGAACAUUUUUUUUAAAAAGCACAAUACAUUUACUAAGUUUAAAUUUUCCUUAAACAGUAUUUCUAUUUUAUUUAAAAUGUAUACCUAAGGAAGAUUAUCUAGAACUCUUACAUACCCUGUGACUGUCUGUUGAAUGUGUGGUGGGCGGAAAACUCAUUGUCUCUCCCAGAGGGUGUGUGUACAUGUGUUCUUGAAUUCCGAGACUGUUAGGGGAAGGGCUGUUAAUUUCUACUUUGUGUUUCAGUAGUCUUUAUUUUGUUAUAUAGAUCAUGAGCAAGGUGAAGAUGGGAUAAAUGUGGUUCUUGCUAGUUGAAAAUCUCCAGUAAGCUUUUAAUGAUUAGGGGUGUUCUAGACUUGUUUGAGGAGGAGCUCCACCGUCAUUACUGCUUUCACUGAUAAAUGUGGGAUGUGUUAUGCCUAACCAGAAGGUUAUAAUGAAGAUGAGUUGGUUGAGGUUCAUAAUCAACCCAUAGCCAGGCACUUAAUAGUUGUAAUGUGUUUUAUUGAGGCCAAAGGAUAUAAAAAUCAAGUUAAUGUUCAUUUCUCUGUGAAGCAAAAUGGGAGAAACACUUGUGUGCACACAGCCUAAGUGAGGAAAUAAAACAGUAAUUGUAAAUACCAUGAAGAAAACAUUGAUCUCCUUAGUUAGUAUCUGGAAAUAUACGGGCGUAGGGUUGACCUUCCGUGUCAGUCAUUGCUGUUGUCACUGACUGGCAGACAUAGUGUGAGCAUCAAUUUACUAUUUGAUAAGGAGUAACUUUUGGCAACCAUGUUUCCUGAUUUAAUGUAUGGUAUAUAGAGCAUAAAGAAUGCAGCAAUUUAAUGUGUACAGGUAGAUCUGACCAACAGAGGAAAGGUACAAACCAACAUCUUUCACUCAGGAUACUUGAAAAUUUUUAUGUGGCUUUCAGGUCCCUUCUUAAACUGUGACUAUUCCAAAUUAACAUGCCUUGUCUCAGUACAAAAUAUGAGAUUUUAAAUUAAAGAUAUUUUAAGAAAUACAAAGAAUACUGCAAUACAGUUGUCUUUCCCUCCUUUUACCUCAUCCCUCCUGUUCCCAUACCUACCCACUCCCGCACCCACUCUCCUUCCUCCAUCCAUCCUUGAUGUCUAUUAAAAAAUGGAGUACAGACCUAGACAGAAUUCUUGGCAGGAAUCGCCAGUGGUGGAGAAGCACUUAAAGAAAUGCUCAACACCCUUAGUCAUCAGGGAAUUGUAAAUCAGAACAACUCUGAAAUUCUGUCUUACACCUAUCAAAAUGGCUAAGAUAUUAAAAAAAACAAAACAAAACAAAAAACCUCAAGCAACAGCUCGUGCUAACGAGGAUGUGGAUGUGGAUCAAGGGGAACACCCUGGUGGGGGUCCAAACUUCCAACUGCUUUGGAAGUAACUUUGGUGUUUUCUUAGAAAACUGGGAAUAGAUCUACCUCAAGACACAGCUCUGGGACAUAUACCCAAAAGAACCACUACCAUAUCACAAGACAUUUGCUCAACUAUGUUCAAAGCAGCUAUUCAUAAUAGCCAUAAACUGGAAACAACCCACAUGUCCUUCAACUAAAGAAUGCAUAAAGAAAAUAUGGUUCAUUUACACAAUGGAAUAGUACUCAGCUAUUGAAAACAAUGACAUCAUUAAAUUUGCAAAUGGAUGGAACUAGAAAAGAUCCUGAACCCAGAAAGACAAACAGUCUGUAUUCACUUGUAUGUGGAUUUUAGUACAGGAUAACUGCUAUAAACCACAGACCCAAAGAUACUAAGCAUGGAAGACCCACGGGGGACACGCUCAUAUCUCAUUGAGAAGGGGAAAUUGAAAAUUUAACUUUUUGCUUAACACUUUUGCUAAGUAAAAUAUUAAUUUUAUCCUGUUUCCAGUUUAUUUUUUCUCAGUGGUUAAGUAAGAUCAUAGAUGAAACUCAUUACAUUACUUCAGACAAUGCUCUUCAAAUGAAUUUGUAAAUUGAAAGGGAUUGUAAUGUUUGUUUUGUAAGGAUUUGAUGUAACAUAUCUAGAAAAUGUUCAAUAAAUCCUUCAUAUUUUAGGAGUUGAAUUUGUGAUUAUAUUUAGCACAGUAUGGUAAGUCACAUGAUUCUUGCCUUCCAUGAACACCAAAACAACAUGUUAAAUUUAUCUAUUGAUAAAAAAAUAGAUAAGCA
Rattus norvegicus (Norway rat) is the source of this 3557-nucleotide messenger RNA. RefSeq names its product RNA polymerase I subunit F (gene Polr1f). The record is from RefSeq and is marked provisional. Lineage: Eukaryota; Metazoa; Chordata; Mammalia; Rodentia; Muridae. Bases 101 to 1066 code for a protein of 321 amino acids. Gene Ontology annotation, biological process: DNA-templated transcription initiation; DNA-templated transcription. Gene Ontology annotation, cellular component: nucleolus; nucleus. The transcript is spliced from 4 exons.